UGUAAGUUUUUUUUUUGUUUGUUCCCUUGGAUUAUCAUGUUUAUAUACGCAAAAAUUUGCUCCGAUACAAGGCAUAAGUCAUUAAGACAUCAAGUCAAACCCCUCAUCCAGUUUUGUUCAUUCUCACACAAAAUAGGACAAAGAAAGAGUAUUUUAUCGUCAUCGGCGGGUUUCUCUUUAUUCUGCUCAACCUCAAAUUGUACAUUUUUUUUUUCAAGAAAACAAGCACUUUUUUUUUUUAUCCAAGAACGAUCAAUUCACAGUUUCGAAUGAUUAAAAAGCAAUGUUUAAGCAAGCAAUUUUAAGUCUUUUGUUGCUGCUGUUAAUAGAGAAUCACUUGUAUUGUAUCAAUGGGUUAACAUUGACGAGUUAUUAUUGGCAAGAAAAGUGAGUCAUGAUAUGUACAAGGAAAAAAAAAGGUCAUUUUUUUCUAUAUUUUUACCUUUCUUCUUAUGCUUCAUAAAAACCAACAGAACAAGUCAAGUUCGUUAACGAUCGUGAUCAAGAUUGGCACUUCUUCUAUCUGUAAUGAAGUGACUCACUUUCCUUUAUUGUCUAACCUUUCUGCCUUGGUUGAAAGUGUCCUGAGUUUACGAACUCAAGGUCAUCGCGUGGUGCUUGUCACUAGUGCUGCUGUAGGCACAGGUCUGCGUCGACUGAACAUGUCUGAAAAGCCUUCCAAAUUAUCUGCUCGACAGGCUGUGGCAGCAGUAGGUCAAGGUCGAUUGAUGGCCUUGUACGACGACUUGUUUGGUCAAUUCCAUCAACCUGUUGCACAAAUCCUGCUUACCAAAAACGAUCUUGCUGAUCGUUCUCAAUACCUCAAUGCAGUCAACUGUCUAGAAGAACUGUUAGAUAUGGGCGUUGUGCCUAUUGUGAAUGAAAACGAUACCAUUUCAACGCAAGGUAUCCGUUUUGGUGACAAUGAUACACUUUCUGCUAUCAUGGCAGGUAUGAUUAAGGCAGACUAUUUGUUUCUUUUGACCGAUGUCGAUUGCCUCUAUACCGAUAAUCCUCGUACCAAUCCUGAUGCUCAACCUGUGACUGUAUGUGAAGACAUGGUUCAGUUGCGCGAACAAGUCUCUGUGGCUAGUAUGGGGUCUUCUUUAGGCACAGGUGGUAUGGCUACUAAGCUGAUUGCUGCUGAACUAGCUACCGCUGCUGGUGUGACAACCAUCAUCACACAUGGAUCAAAAACAAGCAACAUUAGCAAGAUCCUUCAGGCAGAUCAAACUCAAGCAGAACAGCCAUUGCAUACACGAUUUAUUGCCAAGAACAACCCUUUGUUGGAUCGUAAAUGGUGGAUUCAAUAUGGUCUACAUACAGCAGGCACAGUCUAUGUGGAUGAAGGUGCUGCUAAUGGUAUCUUGGGACCUCGUACCAAAGGCAGUCUUUUUUCUGCUGGUAUUGUCCAAGUUGAGGGACAAUUUGUAGCUCAUCAGGCAGUGAAUAUUGCACUAGACAAAGGCAAAGUGAUUGGCAAGGGCAUCGUGAAUUACUCAAGCAUUGAAAUUAACCGUAUCAAACGCUGUCGAAGUACUGAAAUUGCCAGCAUAUUAGGCUAUGUGGAUGCUGAAUGCGUCAUUCAUCGAGACAAUCUUGUCAGAUUUAAUUAA
Messenger RNA from Gilbertella persicaria, 1616 nucleotides. RefSeq names its product glutamate 5-kinase. The coding region runs from base 453 to 1616 and encodes 387 amino acids. Gene Ontology annotation, molecular function: ATP binding; glutamate 5-kinase activity; RNA binding. The transcript is spliced from 3 exons. NCBI's taxonomy places the organism in Eukaryota, Fungi, Mucoromycota, Mucoromycetes, Mucorales, Choanephoraceae. Gene Ontology annotation, cellular component: cytosol; cytoplasm. The record is from RefSeq and is a predicted model, not a curated record.